ACAGAAGCACAGCGAAUGAGGCAACAGUAAAGAAACCUGCGGUGCUGUCCGUGAUAAUACUCACUGAAACAGACGCACAGCGAAUGAAGCAACAGUAGGGAAACCAAAAGGGAGAAAUAACUUUCUACUUUAUAUACACUUCCAAACAACACCGAGCUUUAUUUGUGUUAAGUAGACAUUGGUGUGUUGAGUUAGAGUAACACGUUAAUUUAGAGAGAUUUGAGGAGUGACAAGGAGGGGAAAGUAGCCUAUCUGGUUUCACCACACGACACCAGGAGCAUCACCUUCCCUCGCCCCCUCUUGGCCUUUCUGUGUGGUCAUGAUGUGGUCCCACUUCGCCACAAGUGCCCUUAUCCUACUGGUUGUCCUGUUGAGACUCACCCUAACCCUCCCGCUCACCGCCUCCAUGGCGACCGAGACACACAGCCCCAGCGACAGCCGUGCUCCUUCCCCUCUUGGACUUAGGCCAGCCGAGGGAGAGAAUGAAGGGAGGAAGGGCGGACUUCCACAGAGAGAGAGAGCAGAAGAGGAGGAUGAGCUUUUUGGAGACAUGGACCCCAAAACGUUAGCAGCCGUUCUGUUGGAGGCGAUGAAUAAGCCGCACGGGGAAAUGAGGAACGGUGUGGAGGAUGGGAGCAAGGAAAAGGAGAGAGGAAAGGAGGAGAAUGAGAGAGAGAGGCAGGAGGAGGAGAAGGGAGAGGAGGUGAGAGCAGCAUUGGAUGAGGAGGGAGCAGACCGAGACAGGGACGGUCGCGAGGAGCUUGAGCUGGUGAUGGCGGCCGCUGCGGCGCAGGGCAAGGAGGAGCGAGAGAGGGAUGAGGAGGAGGAGGAUGAGAGGAAGAGAGCACAGGAGGAGGAGGAAAGACUAACAGAGAAAGUGACUAGCCACACCACCAGCCAGACGAUUCCUGGAAAGGAGAAACGACCUCCGGCAGAAGGAGAAAGAGGGGAGGAGGUGGGAGUGAAGGAAGUGGGGGCCAGAGAGGAUGCGCAACAGGGACCUCCCACCUCACAGGAGACUCAGCAAGAGGAGGAAGAGGAGCAACUAAGUCCAGAUGAAGUGCAGAACCUCCAGAGCAUGUUGGAGGAACUACAGAACUACAACACAGCUAACAAGAGAGAGAGGGAGGCCCAGGAGCAGAGAGGGAGAGAGAGCAGGGGCUACAGCCAAGACGACACAGACCAAGCCCUGAUCCACAACCAGAUAAAACCCAAAGCUAAAGGAUACCCCCGAGCCAUGUCGAAGAAGCUCAAAUGGCAAGAGGAGAUGCAGAAAGCCCUGAACAUGCCCACUUAUAGAGGAGGCAACUUCAUGGACGACUUUGACAAUCUGGCUCGCCCGGCGGCUGAGGAUGAUGAUGAGGAAAUGCUGAGCCCCGAGGAGGAAGAGAGGAGGGCGAAGGAGGAGCAGGAGGAGGUCAGGAGGCAGGCGAUGGAGGCGCAGAGGGCCAAAGCCGAGGAGGAGAAGUUGGCGGACAUAGCCUCGGACAUGCUCCUGCAGUACAUGGUCAAACAGGACAAAGGAAGGUACCAGAACAAGAAGACCCUGCUGUCCAACGCAGCGGAGGACAAGCGCUCUGACGAGGAGGUCGUCAGCGAGGACGAUGAUAUUGAUCCUCAGACCAUUGAUAAGCUCAUCGAGAUCUCCAGUAAGCUCCACCUCCCCGCGGACGACGUCGUUGACAUCAUCAGCGACGUUGAGAAGAAGAAGAAGAAAGACGCUCCUGAGACAUUGCCCUGGCAACGACCCCAGCAAAGACCCCUGGUUUACCCAGCAGCCAAAGCCGUCGAUGCCCAGCCUUCACACCCCCGAUACCCCACCCUGAAGCAGCCUCUCCCGGCCAUCAAUCCCCUCAAGGCCUGGUUCAAGGACAAAUCCUCCAUCAAACCCUCAAAGCAAGACCUCUGGAUCAAACCUCAACAGAAGUCCUUUCGGACUUCCUCCAACUAUCCUACCUAUCCCUUCUACCAACAGAAGCCCUAUCGAGGCUACUACCCAAUGUACUUCCCCCCUCCCAAGCCCAAGCCCCGCUUCUAUGCCAAGCCUUCCUUCAUGCUCAACGACCUCCUGUCAAAUUCUCUGGACUACGACUUUGAUUUCCCCCCCAAGAGGAGGUACCGUCCCUGGGUACAACCCCGCCCAAGGAAUCCCCCCGUGGCUCUCCGGCAGAAGCUCUACUACCCCAAAUACCUCCUCCCCUCACACCCCCGGACAUACAACCACCUCCCCAUCCCCAUGGCCAAACCCCGGUCGUCGCCUCCCUGGGGUCAGGUUCAGCCUCGACGCCGGCAUGGUUACUAUUACCAAGCGCCCUCAGCACCUUUGUUGACCCGGGACCAAGAUUACUAUGGGAUGCAGGGGAUAGGGAUGGGGCCGCAGCAGCAAGAUAGCAAUGAAGACCUGGAGAACUACAUUCAACAGGUCUUUAUGAAACCCAGGCCUAGGAUGUUUCAGUGAAAAGAG
Messenger RNA from Salvelinus sp. IW2-2015, 2464 nucleotides. It is a transcript of the gene vgf, whose product is annotated as VGF nerve growth factor inducible. The record is from RefSeq and is a predicted model, not a curated record. NCBI's taxonomy places the organism in Eukaryota, Metazoa, Chordata, Actinopteri, Salmoniformes, Salmonidae. Gene Ontology annotation, molecular function: neuropeptide hormone activity.